Pyrgilauda ruficollis (rufous-necked snowfinch) is the source of this 613-nucleotide messenger RNA. Its product is annotated as sigma intracellular receptor 2-like. Lineage: Eukaryota; Metazoa; Chordata; Aves; Passeriformes; Passeridae. The record is from RefSeq and is a predicted model, not a curated record. The transcript is spliced from 2 exons. Gene Ontology annotation, cellular component: endoplasmic reticulum. The coding region runs from base 29 to 313 and encodes 94 amino acids.
AGCGCGGGGGGCGGGGCCGGGCGCGGCGAUGGCGGCGGCUCCGCGCUGGCGGGAGCGGCUCUUCGCCCUCUAUUUCCUCUCGCACAUCCCGAUCACGGCGCUCAUCGACCUCCAGCCGCUGCUGCCCGCCGGGAUCGCGCCGCGGGCCCUGACAGACCUGCUGCAGCAGUAUGCAACUGCCUUCAGGGACCCCCUGAUGCUGCAGCCCCCUGAGUGGUUCAAGGCGUUCAUCUACUGCGAAGCCUUUCUCCAGCUGCCCUUCUUCCCCAUCGCUGCCUACGCCUUCCUGAAAGGUGGGGGGAGACCAGGGUGACUGAGGGCAUGUCCUGGGGGCAUUUUUGCAGGACAGCUGCUGCUGUGCAGCAGAGAAGGUUUCUGUGUCAUGAUUAGGGGGUUUGAGGGAGGUGCUGCCGAGGGCUGGGCUGCCAGGGCCCACACGAGUGUUCUACCUGAGAAAGUAGCACGGAAUAAAGUUAGUCAGAAACAAAACCUACAGGCCCUUGUCAGGUGCAGCCAUUUGUGGAACCACCAUCAGCUUUUGACAUCUGGCUAAUUUCCAGGGCAGCUAAAGGUCUGGGUCAAGCCUGUGUACUCAUUUUGUUACUUUAGAACU